Molecule: messenger RNA, 1401 nt
Organism: Saitoella complicata NRRL Y-17804
Lineage: Eukaryota; Fungi; Ascomycota; Saitoellomycetes; Saitoellales; Saitoellaceae
Exons: 1
Coding region: 1-1401 (466 amino acids)
Biological process (GO): regulation of DNA-templated transcription
Cellular component (GO): nucleus
Molecular function (GO): RNA polymerase II cis-regulatory region sequence-specific DNA binding; DNA-binding transcription factor activity, RNA polymerase II-specific
Source: RefSeq, a predicted model, not a curated record
AUGCUCUCGCUACGGAUACUCAAAGUCGUACGGCCGAUAUGUCGCGUAACGGCCCACUACCUCGCCUGCAGACCUGCACUGUCAUGGCACCGCUUUACAUCCAAUGCAAACUCCACCUCUGAUUCAGUUCUAGUCUCUGACACCGCAACACUUAAACCCCUCAGCGACACCAGCACCACGGCGCAGAAGGGUGUUGAGAAGGUUCCAGAUGGGUUGAGGAAGGGUCCAUGGUCUGUUGAAGAGACCCAGAAGUAUUUAGGGUAUAUUGAGAGCAAGGGACAGAUGAACGCUUCCUGGAAAGAUAUUGAUUGGAAUGAGACUGCAAAUGACGUCGGGACCCGCACAUGGAAACAAUGCCGAGAUAAAUGGCGCGACACAUCCUUCAACCCUACUUUCAACAAAACUCCCUGGACCGCCGAGGAGCAAAAGAUUCUCAAAGAGGCUUAUGAGAUAUACGGCCCGCAAUGGACAUUGAUCGAACAAUUGCAAUUGCUUCCGGGACGCAGUGCCAGACAACUAUAUGACCGGUCUCAUCGAUCCGGUCUGCAGGACACACAGUAUGAGAACGGAUGCUUUACAGGGGAGAUGCUGGCAAAAAUCCAGACGUUGUUGCAUGACCUCAAUGGGAAAUAUUACGAUGACAACGGCAAGAUCAGAUGGACACUGCUGAGCCGGGACCACUUUCCCAGCUGGUCACCGCAUAAUCUGAAAAAUGGAUUCCGUCUGGCUAAGAUGAAAGCUAACUCUAGUCAUGGCUUAUGGUCCAAAGAAGAGACGGACAAACUUCGGUGUGCAGCCGAGAAUUACCUCAGCAACCCUACAAGGACGUAUGGUGAGCAGUGGGCCGCAAUCGCCGAAGAGGUUGGGACACGAAGUCUUGCUCAGUGUCAGAAGAAAUGGAAUUCUAUACAAUCUAAAGCGGCCACCAGCAAACAAUCCUUGCAUCAUACACGUUGGACACUUGACCAAACCCUCCACCUCCUCUCCCUCGCCCAACAACACUCCUUCAAAUGGUCUCUCGUCGCCCGGGACAUGGCGUCAGCAAUGGAGGAGAAAAGCCGCAGACUCACUGACUCUAGGCUUUGUUGGGAUAAGUUCUGGUACUUGGUAAAGCAGAGCAAAAAGAAAAUGGAGCCACUUUUGGAACAGCACUUGACGAAGUGUCUGGAGAACCCCGAGAUUGUGGAAAAAGUGGAGAGGGAAAAGAGGAAGGCCGGGAACGGGCCAAGGAAGAGAAAGAAACUCGUGUGGCAGGAUAGGGUUCUGAUUAAAGAAGCCAAGGUGGAGGGGAAAAAGGAGGUUAAGAAAAGCAAGGCUCUCAGUCCCACGCCUGCUGAGCGGGGAAAGAAGGAGCGGCGGAAAAAGGCACAGGGGAAGACGCUGACCUUAUGGUGGGAGUAA